CCUGCAAAGACCAAGAAACCACUCUCUUGUAUCUCAUGCAAGAUCCGAAAACUAAAAUGUGACCAUCAGAAGCCUGCUUGCACUCGGUGCGUGCGAUUAAACAGCGAGUGUAUCUACCCAGAGGCUAGGCGCAAGCCGACUUUGCAGCGAAGUAACGUCAAGGAACUGGCGGCUAGAUUAGCUCAAGUGGAAGGCUAUCUCAAAGAGGCUGGCAAAAGCGGCCUCAACACUGGGAAAAGUAAUCUUCUUGCUGACCCAGACAGCGAAGAUGGGAGUAGAGACCAACACAGCGCUAUAGCAACAGUUGAAGCAGAUGACGCCGGCUCGCAGCUGCCGAUCGACAUGCCAGGCCUUGACGAUCAAGCUAGCGGUACCUUUAGUAAUGACCAGCUGAUAGAUCUCGGCAUGGCAGAGUCAUUACCGCCCUUUGAAGUAAUAGAAGAGUUACAUAACUGUUUCUUUUCCACACAAUAUCACUAUAUGCCAGCAAUUCACUCCGGUCGUUACUAUAAAGACUUUUAUGGCGCUCCUCUGAGAAAGCCGCCAAUGUGCUUGCAGUAUGCCAUUUGGGCAAUGGGCGCUCUUUGGCAUCCCAAAUACGAUCGAGUCGCCGACGCAUUUUAUAAACGAGCCAGGCAAUAUGCCGAGACUGAUGAAAUGAAGGAUGAAGGAGAACACUUCAUUACGAUACCGCAUGCCCAAGCCUGGGCACUCAUCACUUGCUACGAAGCCAGAGCAAUGUUAUAUACCAGAGCGUCCAUGAGUGCUGCCCGGUGCUGCCGCCUCGUACAAAUGUUGGCUCUUGAUAAGCUCGAUAGCUCAGAUGACAAUUUCCCAGCAACUUUGGGCCCCCCAAGUGACUGGAUUGAAUUGGAAGAGCGGAGGAGAGUCUUUUGGGUAGCCUUCUCAAUUGAUGCCCAGGGAAGCAUAGCGACCGGCUGGCCUAGUCUCAUCCAUCCUGAAGACAUAAUGACUCGACUUCCGGCUAGCGAAGAGGCCUUUGCAUCUGGCCAAGAAGAAAACACCCCCUACCUGGAUGAAGUUCUGAAAGGUGCGCCAUAUGGCGGCUUUAGUGGCUCUAUCAUCCUCAACCACAUCCUAAAAGCCAUCAUGUCACAUGUCCACAUAAUAAAGCCAUCUGAUCACCCUGAAGAUGUGAUGAAUGGAGGGUUUUGGAAGAGGCAUCGCCGUCUAGAUAAUCAACUGUCCUCUCUAUUUAUGUUCAUGCCAGAUAGGUUUCGCCUUCCCGAAAACUUACGAGACCCUCUGGCCACCUAUAUCAACUUGAACUUCCACGCAUCUGUCAUAUGCUUACACCAUGUUGCCCUUGAGAUCAUUGAGAAGCACGGUCUUGAUGGUUCUUUGAGAAAAGACAGCCUGUGUCUUUUAAAGAAUGCUGCUGAGGAGAUUGUUAGCAUUGUAAAGGUGACAUCUCAUCGCUCAUCGUUGUUUAGCAACCCAUUGUGCGCGUUCUCGCUGUACUGUGCUACAACAGUAUACGUGUAUUUGGCUAAACAAGACCCAUCGUCUGAAAUAAAUCCUAACGAUAUGUCCAAUCUGGAACUGAUCAUUAAUGCCAUGGAAGCUGUGGGCCGCAUUCACAUGGUUACAUGCGCAUUCAUGCAGCAAGCAUGUCUUGACAUUGAUAACAACGGCCUCUCCGGAAGAAUUAAGCUCCCUAUACUCUAUCAAUACCGCAAUCUCUUCGGGGGCCCGGCUUCAAACAUUCCACUGCUCGCACGAAGCCCAAUUUCAAGGCAUACGCAAAUGAGC
Molecule: messenger RNA, 1773 nt
Organism: Trichoderma virens Gv29-8
Lineage: Eukaryota; Fungi; Ascomycota; Sordariomycetes; Hypocreales; Hypocreaceae
Exons: 7
Biological process (GO): DNA-templated transcription; regulation of DNA-templated transcription
Cellular component (GO): nucleus
Molecular function (GO): DNA-binding transcription factor activity, RNA polymerase II-specific; zinc ion binding; DNA binding
Source: RefSeq, a predicted model, not a curated record